AUGAGUGACAGAGUGUUAUUGAAGGUAUAUUAUUUUGGUCAGAUUUUGUUACAAACAUCUGAAGGAGUAACAUUUGUUUGUGAAAAUCCGUUAGAUUUGGUGAUUCCUUUUACAAUCUCAUUUGAAGAGCUCAAGGGUGUGAUCUGUGAAAAGAUUCAUUCUGAGAGGGCAAGAAGGAUAUCAUGUAUUCUAUACAGAAAUCCUAUACAAGUGUUUGGUGGAUUCGUCCAGUUUCAAACGAAAUAUGUAACGGACGAAGCGAGCAUGCAAGAUAUGUUUUCCAUGUAUAUGGAAAAUCGGAGUCAACUGUCGUUCAUCGAGUUGUAUGUAGAGUUUGAGCAAUCUGAGGCCGACCAGAAUAUUCUACGGGAGGAUUACAAUAGCGACAGUGAAGAAGAGUUCGAAAGCAACUAUGAAGUUGUUGGUCCAGAUGGAGAUGAGGUUCCAGGUGACGGAGCUAUGGCUCCGGAUGUGUCUGAUGUGGCAACUGCUCUAGCAAACGAUGUGCCGUUUGAGGAGCCAUCAUUCAUGCGAGUUUUGGAUUUGGAAGUCAUGUAUGUUCCAGAGUUUCCGGAUUAUAUCAAUGCAGAAAUUCUUUUUGUCGCAGAUGGUGAAUUUGCCGUUGGGAUGGAAUUUAGUUCCAGGGAAGCUGUUAUUAAGGCGAUAAAAGAGUAUACUAUACGAAGAAGCGUAGAUUACCGGGUGUAUGAGUCUGAGCCGUUGACAUUUUAUGCGAAGUGUAUACAGUAUGGGUCAGGGUGUGAUUGGCUUAUCCGGGCUAACCCCGCCUUAAAGGUAAAAUCGGUUAUAGCAGAGGUGCAAUCGAAGUUCAACUACACUGUUAGUUAUCAGAAAGCAUGGUUGGCUAAGCAAAAGGCAGUGGAAAAAAUAUUCGGAGGCUGGGAGGCAUCGUACGAAGCGUUGCCUAUAUGGUUUGAGGCCAUGUGUCACAAGGAGCCGUCAGCUGUUGUUCAUUUUGAGGCUAUGCCUGCAUAUCAAGGCGAUGACUUGGUGACUGAUAUUCGGGUAUUGCAUCGUGUCUUUUGGAGUUAUUACCCCUGCAUUAGAGCUUUCAGACAUUGUAAGCCAGUUGUCCAGGUGGAUGGGACUCACUUGUACGGAAAGUACAAGGGUUGUCUAUUAGUGGCAGUGUCACAGGAUGGCAACAACAAUAUCAUCCCAAUUGCGUUUGCAAUUGUGGAGGGAGAGACUUCAGAUGCGUGGCACUUUUUUCUGAGUAACCUUCGUCAGCACGUUGUCACUCGGGAUGGUGUGGGACUGAUAUCCGACCGUCACGAAUCCAUAAAUGCAGCUGUGGAAAAGAGUAACGGGGCUUGGUCACCUUCGAGAGCCUUUCAUAUAUUUUGCAUCAGGCACAUAGAGUCGAAUUUUUUGAGGAAAUUCAAGGCGCCGUACUUGCAGAAACUGGUCGUCAACAUAGGAUAUUCGAGGACGGUGCGUGAGUACGAGGUGCGUUACCAACGUUUACGAGAACGGGACAAGGCAUACACUGACUGGUUAAACCGAAUCCCCCGGGAACAGUACGCGUUGGCUUUUGAUGGUGGAUAUCGAUGGGGUCAUAUGACGACAAAUCUGGUGGAAUGCAUCAACUCAGUAUUGAAGGGUGCAUGCAAUCUCCCCGUGACUGCCCUUGUGAAGGCAACAUUCUACAGGCUGAACGAGUUGUUUACCCGAAAAAGAGCGGAGGCGGAAGCCCGGAUUAAUGCUGGCCAUGUGUUUUCCGAUGUCGUGACCUCAAAGUUGCAUGCAAACCAACUUGCGUCAGGAAACAUUCAGGUUAGUUGCUUUGACCGGCAGAAUGAGGUCUUUGAGGUGCGUGAGAUGCCAAGUGGACUGGAGUUUGCAGUGGACCUACGUGGCCUUCGAUGUGAUUGUGGUGAGUUUCAGGUGGACCGGAUCCCCUGUCGACAUGUGUUUGCAUGUUGUGCCAACCAGCGACUGGAUUGGCAAGUAUAUGUUCAUGAUGUGUAUAAGAUGGACCAAGUUCGGAGGGUGUACCGAGCAAGGUUUAGGCCACUAGGUAACCCCACUACAUGGCCUGCUUACAACGGACCUCGGUUCAUCCCAAAUCCGUUCCUGAGACGCGUCGGGAAAGGUCGCCCAAAAAUGACGCGAUUCUUGAAUGAGAUGGACACACGAAUGUUACGUCGACCUAGGCGAUGUACGCUUUGUGGAGCUGAGGGGCACAGCCGUAGCAGAUGCCGUCGGCAAGGUGGUGCAAAUGCCAACAGAGAUCAUUAA
Molecule: messenger RNA, 2262 nt
Organism: Arachis ipaensis
Lineage: Eukaryota; Viridiplantae; Streptophyta; Magnoliopsida; Fabales; Fabaceae
Source: RefSeq, a predicted model, not a curated record